UAGCAAUUCAUUUUCUUACCAUCUCUAUCAUUCUUACAUUUUCUUAGAAUAUAUUGCUGUCAAUCUUAGAUAACGUCCAUUAGAUAAGUUCUGUAGGAAAAUUUUCAGAAAUGCUGUUUGCAGAUUUUUUUAGGAAAUGAGGCUGUUGAAGGUAGCAACUUCUAACCUGAACCAAUGGGCAAUGGAUUUCGAUUGCAAUUUGAAGAACAUAAAGGCAUCCAUGGCAAGGGCUAAAGAAGCCGGUGCUGUUAUCAGGCUAGGCCCCGAGCUUGAGAUUACUGGCUGUGGCUGUGAAGAUCAUUUCUUGGAACUCGAUACAGUAACACACGCGUAAUUAAGCUCAAAUUCCCUUGUUGGUAUACUUGUCAUCUCGAAAGCAUGAUAUAUGUUUGGCGUGCUGUGUUACGCAUGCAUUACUUGGUUUGCUUUGCUUUGCAGGUGGGAGUGUUUGAAAGAAAUAUUGGUUGGUGAUUGGACUGAUGGCAUAUUAUGCAGCAUAGGAAUGCCUGUUAUUAAAGCGUCAGAGCGAUC
Molecule: messenger RNA, 531 nt
Organism: Rubroshorea leprosula
Lineage: Eukaryota; Viridiplantae; Streptophyta; Magnoliopsida; Malvales; Dipterocarpaceae
Source: the annotation of a GenBank genome assembly